This is a messenger RNA of Pseudozyma hubeiensis SY62, 3219 nucleotides long. RefSeq lists its product as hypothetical. The coding region runs from base 1 to 3219 and encodes 1072 amino acids. Gene Ontology annotation, biological process: regulation of transcription by RNA polymerase II. Lineage: Eukaryota; Fungi; Basidiomycota; Ustilaginomycetes; Ustilaginales; Ustilaginaceae. Gene Ontology annotation, cellular component: Rpd3S complex. The record is from RefSeq and is a predicted model, not a curated record. The transcript is spliced from 2 exons.
AUGAAACGGAACUUGGUGGGGCAAGGUGACGGAGAACAAUGUGCGAGGGUCACUCGGUCAGAUGGAAUGCGUCAGGGGCCAGGGACUUCGACGGGGACGACGAGCGCCGACGAUAGGGCCGGCAUGGGGCGGUGCUGGACCCGACGACGGCGAGAGCUCAGGCAUCCAGACGAGCUCAGCGCGGCCCAGCCAAACCCGCGGAUGGACGCACAGAAAUUUGCCCAAAAAUUGACAGCGAGCUCCAACGGACCCGACGCGUUCGACGCCUUUUCCCGCUCGACCUGUUCCGUCUGCUCUGUGCGCAAAGCCUCCGUCAAGUCCCGCAAACGCUUGUCCACAUUCUUUUCCGAUCAAUCGACCUCUGGCGAUGCAGUUGUCUCACCCGAGGAAGGUGAUGGUCCAAACGAUGCAUUGAUAUCUGCCGAGACUGGUGCCGUGGACCCGCUCCUUGCCGACGUUUUGACCGACGCCGAUUCCGUCGCCACGGCGACAGUCACCCGCGAGACCAGUCCCGACGCUACGCUCGUGCUGGAAAGUUCAGCACAAGUUGCUCCAGAAGCAAGCCCAGCACCGGGGUCAUCUGCGCCGAACGAGGCGCCGUCAACAGCAGCGGAGCCGUCAAUAGCAAGCAGCGCCGACGCCGUCGGCUUGACACCGGCCGAGGCAGCAGCUGCUAUGGAAGUCGAUGACGCAUCGUCUCCGGCGGUAGCGCUGCGUCGCAAUCCUAGCAACAGAGGCGCCUCUUUGCAAGCGUCUCAGUCCAUCACGAGCGCAUACGCUGAUCCUCUGGGCCUGAAAAAGCAUCGCGAAUCGCUGUUGCAGCAAGAAUCACGUGGACGUCGGUCCCCUUCAGCGAGCAGCACCGGCGCUGCCCCUGCAACUCAAAACCAAAGCACGAUCUCAGCAGGCGGCAAGAAGAGCAAUGCAGCCGCUCGCACGAUCGUGCCUCCUUCGCUGGUGGAGCCGCCUCCAGGAAUGAUGCACACGCCAGAGGGUCGUCUUCGCACCAUCCCAGGCAUAGCCGGUGCGAUCGUGCCGCCUGGACCCAAUUCCACCUCGACCGACACCAACCUGACACCGAGAUUGGAGGACAAGGGCGGUGUCAACAACGACCUUUGCGAAACCUGUGGCGGUCACGGCCGUUUCGUCUGCUGCGACGGUUGCCCACGCAGCUUCCACUUCCACUGCAUGAGUCCGCCGCUCGACAUUGACGAGAUGCCGCCGUCAAAUGCUGCCGAGGUUCUGGGACCUGCCAAAGCGAGCUCGAUGCAGAAGGGUAAAGGGAAGGUAGGCACCGCAGGCUCCAGCGCCGAGGUCAAUGUGGACGAAAUGUGGUUUUGCAACGUCUGCGUGGCGGAGCGCAAACCGAAAGCAGCAUCGAAACCGAAAGGUUUGGGUCCGUUCGGCUAUCUUUUGCCGGUGCUUUCGCAGCACAAUCCCAAGAGCUUUCAGCUGCCAGCCGAUGUGCGCACCUAUUUCAAGGACGUCGCCACCGCGGUCGAUGGGGACUAUGUCAAUGGAGGCAUGUUGAGGCAGGUCAAGCCAAAUAGACACGGACAGAUCGAGACGAGAGAUCCGUAUCGGCUCAAGGACAAAAAUGGCGACGGUGUGCUGUGCUACCGGUGCGGUGGCACUGCGCUUCCGGCAGAAUCCGAGCAAAACGGAAACGGUGCAAGUGGGAAGAUCUUCAGUUCACGGAAGGCGGGUGCAAACAAGGCUCGUUCGACAGACGUGUUUGGUGAAGUGGCUGCAUCGACGCCUGCCGAGCACACUGUUAGAGAAGGCACCGGCUGGCGCAAGAUUGUCAGCUGCGACUUUUGUCCUCUACACUGGCACAUCGACUGCGUCGAUCCACCUAUGCUGGGCAUGCCAAGCAACCUGCGCAAGUGGAUGUGUCCGGCGCACAGCGAUCACGUCAACGAUCGACGCAGGAUCGCGCGCAUCGGUGCUGCAGUCCCAAAGACACUGGAUCUGCCGCUUCCCUCUGCGAAGACGAUUGGCCCCGGCAGGCAUUUCCGGACGCGUGUUCUCAACAAUGGUGACAUUGACAUCAUACCGGAUCCGAUGGAGGAGUUGAUGGGUGCCAACGGGAUCACGGGCAGUCUCCAAAGCGGCGUCAAGGAGGUGCCUGUCGUGCCGGGCGUGCUUGACUCUCCCGCCAUUACUGAGGGCGGGUCAAAGCUCGCCUCCAAGAUCCGCUAUCGGUUCCCGGAGAAGGUGAUCCGCACCGACUUCUGGAGCAAAUUGCGCGCAGACGAAGCGAGCAAGAUCGGAGACGUCUUCUACGUCGCCGCGGGAGAAGUGGCGGGUCGAGCACCGGUGCGACUGAUUGCUGUCGAGGAUGGAGCCAUUGCAGACGACGACACGCGGUUCCGGCCCUUUGGAAAGCGUCAGAAUGCGCUCAAUGGGCUGGACGCGCUCGCCGACAUUGCGACUUCGCGGUUGAAGGCGGACGAACUGGUCAGUGAUCGCGGCGCGAACUCGAGCUUCAAGACGCUUUCGAGGACGAGGCAGCUGAUCGCUACUGCGUUCGGAAUCGACCUCACCGACGACGAUGUGCCCGAGUCGAGCGUCCGUUCGUCUUUGAGCGAAGAUGGAUCGUCGGCGGAAUCGCCGCUAUCGAGUUUGUCCGAGAGCGACGGUGAGGUGGGCGAGGCAGCGGUAGCAGCAGCACCUGCGACCGCGCUGGAUGAGGCUGCUGCGUCCGCCGCCGCGGCGAUGUCGGAGGAAGAGCUGAUCAAGCGCAUCGCUAUGGAAGCGGCAACGGGUGUCAGCAGUGGCGAUCCGAUCCGUCUUUCGAAGAGGAAGGCGGCUGUCGCAGCCGAAUCCGCCAUCGCUGGAUCUCCGUCGACACCGGCGGCGAAGAAGCUUCGUUCCGCCUCUCCCGCUGUCACUCCUACACCGAGCCGGACGACUGCAGCUGCGCCUCCGACCGUCACCAUUCCUGUCGAGAUUCGACCUGCAUCCUCGAUCAAGAAGAUCACACUCAAGAGCAAUGGUUCGGCUUCCAAGGCGGGCCCGCUAUCGGAGAGCCAGCUCGCUCUGCGGACCGCGUAUCACUUGUCGGAGCAGUAUGCGGAGGAGAGGAGGGAGAUCGAGCAGCUGCGCGCAAUCAGGGAGUUGAUGAAGGUCAAGGGGCCAGCGAGGAUGUUGGAGUUUUUGCUGGCGCCGAAUGAUGAUGAUGCGGAGCGGGAGGGGGAGAUGGGAGGGAGUGGGUAG